AUGCAAAUGCAUAAAGUCCCGAGCCCUGGUUAUGAUAUUUCUGAAAUUCUUGAAAACUGUGGAUCAGUACAAGGACAAAAACCUCAUGUAAAUCAGAGUGAAAAUGCUGAUCAAGAGAUUGACCAAACAACUUUUAUAACUGAUAAUCAAUGUAUCACAGAAUCUCUUAAUGAUUGUGAAAAUAGUGUCUCAUUACAACAAAUGGAGUGUAAUUAUGUUGAUAAAUUGGUUGAUACAGUAAAUGUUAAAAUUGAUAAAUUGAAUUUGAAACUGUUGUACCCUACUGACCGUGGACAUUUUAACGAAGAUAUAUCAGAUUCCCUUAAACGGAGCAUUUUAUUAUUUGGGUCAUGUAAACCUUCAAUCGAAUUUGAGAAAGAUGAUAAAAAUAGAUCUUUUUCAUUGAGUUAUUAUAAUAUGAUUACCAAGACUGGCUUAAAAAUUCCACGUUCUUGGCUAUGUUAUUCUGUAAUUUUAAAUAAAGCUUAUUGUGAAUCAUGUUGGUUAUUUGCAAACAGAAAUAAUUCAAACUAUAGGUCUGAAUGGAUAUCUGGUAUAGGUGAUUGGCAACAUUUAUCAUAUUUAAUAACUCGUCAUGAAAAAUCUUUACAACAUAUUGAAGCCACAACAGUCAAAGGAACCUGGUUAAAAAAUUCUACAAUUGAUAAAAGUAUAGAACAAAAUUUAUCUAAAGAAGCAGAAUAUUGGCGAAAUAUUCUACAUCGCAUCAUAAAAGUUAUUUCAACUCUCACAGCAGGAAACACUGCUUUAAGAGGGAAUGAAGGUAAGAAAGGUGAUAAGUCAGAACAGCUUGAAGGUAAUUUUAUGCGAACAAUUCGUUUAUUAGCUGAUUUUGACCCAUUACUUAAUGAACUUUUAAAUGAUCCUACCAAACAUAUUAAAUAUUUAAGUUGGAAAGUUCAAAAUGAAUUGAUCGAAAUUUUAUCUGAAAUUUAUGUCAUAUUAUAUGUGAAGAAAUAA
Messenger RNA from Melanaphis sacchari, 981 nucleotides. Its product is annotated as zinc finger MYM-type protein 5-like. Bases 1 to 981 code for a protein of 326 amino acids. The transcript has 3 exons. Lineage: Eukaryota; Metazoa; Arthropoda; Insecta; Hemiptera; Aphididae. The record is from RefSeq and is a predicted model, not a curated record.